AUGAAAGAGUUUAUAACGGGGGAUCCGAUUGGUAAUGAAAAUGACAAAGUAUUCUUUAUCAGGGAUGUGAAUAAGUAUUUCAUUGGACUGCCACUCCUCCGAUUUUUCAAUAAUAGUUGCGAGCAGGGUGUGUUUGGGGAGCCUUCCAUUCUCCCUUUAGGAGAUAAACGAAAAUGGAGCGAUUUUCUGAAGAGAGAACACCCCCAUCAUCUCCGAUAUGCUCGUGAACACUUAUUAGAACACCUAGACCCCUCGCAACUCUUUGCACAAAAGUCCAAUUUGCAGAACGAGUUUAAUACAUUCCUCACGCGAAACUUGGUUACAUUUAUGCACUUAGCACCAUUGUAUGAACAGAAUCAGAGAUUCCCCGAUGGAUUUGAUAAAUUCACCAACAAUGAUUCAUUCAAACUCUUGAGGGAAGCUCGAGAAAAGCAAUCAGUGGAAUAUUCGCUCUGGGAGUCCGGCGUUUAUGCGACUUCGUCAACACCAUGGCACCUCCAUCGAUCAACCCUUCCUUUCACCCCGCCCUCAUCACCUUUGUACAAACUGUACGGCCACCUCUCCGAUCCCGUCCGGAUUUUCACCAUUUCCGGCGAGUUUUCCGGGUACGGAAUCCCACUGAGUGAGGAUUUACUCCAUGCUCGAAUGGUCAUGGAGGCGAAGCUACCUAAUUUUCCAAAGAAGGCUGACAGUCGUGAUGAGUAUGAUGCUCAAUUCAACGACCCUGAUGUUCGUAAUGGUAUUGUGACAUGUGCAGCACUCUCCCUCGAUGGUCAUCAUAUAGCUCUCGGUUUUGGUAGUGGUGUCAUUGAGCUUGCUGAUAUCGAUCAUCAGUGCACGAUUUCCCGAUUCCAGCUCAAUCCACCCAACCAUCCAGUCUGGAUCGAAUUUGUCCAUGGCACCCACCGUGUUGCUGCCGAGGACAAUGAGGGGAACGUCACCAUUCUGACCCACAAUAUGACCCCCGUGAAUCUUGGUGCUCUCCCCAACAGUCCUGCUGCAACCCGAGUAUCAGAUAAUGGAUUAUUCAUCAUACGGGUUCCACGAGACUCUUGGUACAACAACAUGGCUCUCGUGUCCAUUUUGGGUGACCCACACAUGCAGCUCCUUGCUUCUCCUAGCUCCAACUUAGGUAACUUUGGGUUUGGUGUUCCCCAUCGUCGCACGCUUGGGUUUUCUCCAGGAGCACGUUAUAUUGGCGCUUUCGAUGACCUCCGCGCUUUCACCUGGUCGACAGACUCGGGUGAGCUCAUUGCGCACUAUCGUGUGACGGAUCUCAAGUUUUGGAUCAUGAAUCCUGCUUUUCCCCUCGCCUGCCCCCACCGCAUCCCUGAUCCUGUAUUCACUCGACCUACCCUUCCGUUGACAGAAGGUGGCGCAGCAGAUAUACAUCAUUCCGAAACACGUAAUUUGGACGAGUCCUGGAUCAAGUGCCCAUUUUAUGUCCUCUUGCAAAGCGAGGAGGACACAAAGGAGGGGAACGUGCAGGAGGAAGAGAUUUAUUCAUCCGCUGCUGGGAGAGUCCCACUGUUAGGGUCCCAUGGAGGACGCAGGGGGCAACCAAUGUUCUUCAAUGGCGGUGUAGAAUUCAUUAUUCCUGAGGAGUAUCUACCAGGUGGUAUUUCUGGUGCCAAAAGUCUAGGCGCUUGGUAUGGUGAUCAAGCGCCAUUUGAUUCUACCCGUCUGUACAGCCCUCGGUCCAGCAAAGAUGGGACUCGAAUCCUUCUCCAAGGCAGGCAGACAGCUCCAAUUGUUGUUGAUCUUAGCCAAGUCGUUUAA
Messenger RNA from Cantharellus anzutake, 1779 nucleotides. RefSeq lists its product as uncharacterized. Bases 1 to 1779 code for a protein of 592 amino acids. The record is from RefSeq and is a predicted model, not a curated record. NCBI's taxonomy places the organism in Eukaryota, Fungi, Basidiomycota, Agaricomycetes, Cantharellales, Hydnaceae. The transcript is spliced from 2 exons.